This is a messenger RNA of Oncorhynchus nerka (sockeye salmon), 20722 nucleotides long. Its product is annotated as obscurin-like. Gene Ontology annotation, molecular function: guanyl-nucleotide exchange factor activity; protein binding. Bases 189 to 17936 code for a protein of 5915 amino acids. Lineage: Eukaryota; Metazoa; Chordata; Actinopteri; Salmoniformes; Salmonidae. The transcript has 70 exons. The record is from RefSeq and is a predicted model, not a curated record.
AGACUGGGGGAUGUUAUACUGCCCUGGAUACAAAUCAUCAUUGUAGGAAUAUUGACCAAACAAAUUUGUUGAAUCUCAACGGCAAAGAUUGCAUCAUCUUUCGGACUGUAAAACUUUGUUAAAGUUUUCGUCCACAUGUUUCAGUGCUUGUUUUACCAGAGAGUGUCUGAAGACUCAAGGAACUAGUAAUGGACCAGAACCUGUUUGGAGGGGCCCCCAGGUUUCUCACGCGGCCCAAGGCUUUCGCAGUGUGCGUGGGAAAGGAUGCCACCUUGAGCUGCACCAUCGUGGGCAACCCCACCCCACUGAUUACCUGGGAAAAGGAGAAGCUACGUCUGACCUCUGGGGGCCGCUUCAAGAUGGUGGAUGAUGGUGACGUCUACCGCCUCACCAUCUACGAUCUAACCCUGGAGGACAGCGGCCAGUACAUGUGCCGGGCCAAAAACAAUGUUGGGGAAGCAUAUGCAUGCGUAACCCUUCACGUAGGCCUUCCACAGGAGAUGGUGGAGAGGGCCCCCGUCUUCAUGGUCAAGCCUACCUCCGUACGCGUAGGCCUGGGGGGCGAUGUGGUCUUCCACUGCCGGGUUGCGGCUUACCCAGAGCCCAAAUUUGACUGGGAGAAGGACGGGCGUUACCUGGCCGAGACGAACCGCAUCAAGGUGACAUCGGACAGUGACAGCAGCUCUCUGAGGAUCCAGAGCGUGCGCAGUCUGGACAGCGGCACAUACACUUGCCGCGCCCAGAAUUCGGUAGGCCGCUCUAACUCCGCAGCCACCUUGGUUGUAGACACCCAGGACUCCCAUCACCUGGGCAAGGACAAGAGCACCUCCCUCCUCUCCCAUCUGCAGAAGCGUAAAGAAGGGAUCUCUAUCUACUGCACCGCCGAGACCAGCAGCUCCACUUACAACUCCACCACCACCUCCUCGACCGCCACCACUAUGGUCACAGACGGGCUGAGCCUUCUGGGUCUAGACCACAGCAGCGCAGCACUGGUCAGUCAUCUGCCCAAAGGCGUCUUCACCCGCACCUGCACAGUGACUGAAGGCAAGCACGCCAAACUCAGCUGCUUCGUGACAGGCCACCCCAAGCCUCACAUCAUCUGGAGGAAGGAUGGGGGGAACAUUGGCGAGGGACGCAGACAGAUCAUGUAUGAGGACCAGGCCGAGAACUUCAUCCUCAAGAUCCUGUACUGCAAACAGAGGGACAAUGGUCUGUAUACCUGUAACGCCUCCAAUAUGGCUGGACACACCUACAGUGCCGUGCUGGUGAUAGUUAAAGAGCCCAAGGUGCCGUUCAGGAGGAAGCUGCAGGAUGUGGAGGUCCAGGAGAAGAUGACGGCCACGCUGCUGUGUGAGGUGCCCAUCUCCACAACCCAGGCCAGCUGGUUCAUGGAGGAGACGCGAUUGGAGGACUGUUCCAAGUACCGAAUGGAGGAGGAGGGCACCAUGCGGCGCCUCACCAUCCACAACGUCACCACCAAUGAUGAUGCCGUCUACAUCUGCGAGAUGAAGGAGGGGAGCCGCACCGUGGCCGAGCUCACUGUGCUGGGCAACAUCACUAAGAAGCUGCCCAGGAGGACUGUAGUGCCAGUGAGUGAUACAGUGAUCUUCUGCGUUGAGCUGGAGCACCCCUGUUCUGACGCCUACUGGACACGCAAUGCCGAGCGUCUGAAGCCGGACACACGCAUAAUAAUUGCGUGCACCCUCAGGCAGUACACUUUAACCAUCAGCCACUGCCAAGCUGACGACUCAGGAGAGGUGGCCUUCAUGGCUGGAGACUGCAAGACCUCCACAAGAUUCUCUGUCACAGCUGCCAGAAAGCAUCCUCCUGAUCCCCCCAUCGAUGUGGUGGUGCGCAACAAGACAGACUCAUCCAUCACCCUCCACUGGUCCCCCCCAGACAGUGACCGCCCUGUGCCCAUCAAGGGGUACAUGGUAGAGAGGAGGAAGGUGGGUGCCCAGACCUGGCAGAGGUGCAGUGGCAUGGAGAUCAGCCCCUUUACUGAGAUCACGAUCCAGAACUUCACAGAGGAGGCCAGCUACCAGUUCCGCAUUUCUGCAGUCAACAACUAUGGCCAGAGCCAAUACCUGGAGGUGCCCGGGACCUUCUACCUUGAGCCCAGUGCAGAGGUGAAAACAGGCCUGAUGAACAGCACAGCCAUCUCAGGUGAGGAGGCCUCACUCUCCGUGGAUCUGUCUGCCGUGUGCUCUGGCUUCUGGUCUAUCAACGGACGCCUCCUGCGUAGUGGUGGUGACUACCUCAUCACCCGCCAAAAGACCAUGCACACGCUGAUGAUCCGGACGGUCUUGAUGGAGAUGAACGGAGCCGUGGUCAAAUUUGUGGGCGGUGGCUCGGAGAGCACUUGUAUACUCAAAGUGAAGGCUCCACCUAUCCGGUUUACCAGUAAGUCUGCUCACACUGAGGUGGUGACCUGCAGCGCCCAGUCCUCCGUCCAGCUGACCACAGAGGUGUCUGAUUACCAUGCCCAGGUGGUCUGGAUGAAGAAUGGACGGGAGCUGAAGAUGGGCAAGAAGUAUGAGUGCAUAACCACUGACCACAAGAGGAUCCUGAUGGUGCACAAUGUCACUGAAGAGGACACGGGAAUCUAUGAGUGUGUCCUAAACGAAGACAGAAUGUCCCUGAAGCUUUCUCUAAAAGAUGAAGCAAAAUUCCUGAACAAGCCUAGGGGUCCCAUGGGGGUGGCACCUGCCCUCAGUGGGCACCUUGAGUUGAACUGUGAGGUAUCGUCUGCCAGCGGGGUGGUGGUGUGGAGGAAGGAUCAGACAGUGGUCAUUGAGGACCAAAGAACUACCAUUAUCUCCAAAGGGACACAGAGGAGACUGGUCAUCAAGAACGCCAAGAAAAGUGACGAGGGACACUACUCCUGCGAGACAGCGGAAGACAAAGUCACAUUCCAGGUCAAGAUAAAAGAAGUUCAACAGGCUGCCUUCACCAACAAGGACUCUGUACAGAAGGAAGUGAGAGCUACUCUCUCCCAGAAAGCCACUCUGAGCUGUGAGGUUGCAGAUACCAAGAUAGAGGUGAAAUGGUACAAGGACGGCAAACAGAUCAUUGCAAGUAAAACUGUCUCCAUGGAGACAAAGGGCAAGAGUCGUCUGUUGGUAGUAGACAAAAUGGAGAAAAAGGAUGCUGGAGAGUACACCUGUGAAGCUAGAGCAGAGAAGCUGGUCUUUAAAAUACAUGUGUCAGAAGCCCAACAGGCUGCCUUCACCAACAAGGACUCUGUACAGAAGGAGGUGAAAGCUACUCUCUCCCAGAAAGCCACUCUGAGCUGUGAUGUGUCAGAUUCCAAGACUGAGGUGAAAUGGUACAAGGAUGGCAAACUGCUGACUUCCAGUAAGACAGUCUCCAUGGAGACAAAGGGCAAGAAUCGUCAGCUGGUGAUAGAGAAGGUGGAGAAGAAGGAUGCUGGAGAGUACACCUGUGAGGUUGGAGCAGAGAAACUGGUCUAUGAGAUAAAGGUGACAGAGGCCCAGGCUGCCUUCUCCAAUAAGGACUCUGUACAGAGAGAGGUGAGAGCUGCUCUCUCCCAGAAAGCCACUCUGAGCUGUGAGGUGUCUGAUACCAAGACUGAGGUGAAAUGGUACAAGGAUGGCAAACUUCUGACUUCCAGUAAGACAGUCUCCAUGGAGACAAAGGGCAAGACUCGUCAGCUGGUGAUAGAGAAGGUGGAGAAGAAGGAUGCUGGAGAGUACAUCUGUGAGGUUGGAGCAGAGAAACUGGUCUUUAAGAUACAUGUGACAGAAGCACAUCAGGCUGCCUUCACCAAUAAGGACUCUAUACAGAAAGAGGUGAAAGCUACUCUCUCCCAGAAAGCCACUCUGAGCUGUGAUGUGUCAGAUACCAAGACAGAGGUGAAAUGGUACAAGGAUGGCAAACUGCUGACUUCCAGUAAGACAGUCUCCAUGGAGACAAAGGGCAAGACUCGUCAGCUGGUGAUAGAGAAGGUGGAGAAGAAGGAUGCUGGACAGUACACCUGUGAGGUUGGAGCAGAGAAACUGGUCUAUAAGAUGCAGGUGACAGAAACUCAAGCAGCUUUCACCAAUAAGGACUCUGUACAGAAGGAGGUGAAAGCUACUCUCUCCCAGAAAGCCACUCUGAGCUGUGAGGUAUCUGACACCAAGACUGAGGUGAAAUGGUACAAGGAUGGCAAACUGCUGACUUCCAGUAAGACAGUCUCCAUGGAGACAAAGGGCAAGACUCGUCAGCUGGUGAUAGAGAAGGUGGAGAAGAAGGAUGCUGGACAGUACACAUGUGAGGUUGGAGCAGAGAAGCUGGUCUUUAAGCUACAGGUGACAGAGGCCCAGGCUGCUUUCACCAACAAGGAGUCUGUACAGAAGGAGGUGAAAGCUACUCUCUCCCAGAAAGCCACUCUGAGCUGUGAUGUGUCAGAUACCAAGACUGAGGUGAAAUGGUACAAGGAUGGCAAACUGCUGACUUCCAGUAAGACAGUCUCCAUGGAGACAAAGGGCAAGACUCGUCAGCUGGUGAUAGAGAAGGUGGAGAAGAAGGAUGCUGGACAGUACACCUGUGAGGUUGGAGCAGAGAAACUGGUCUUUAAGAUACAGGUGACAGAGACUCAAGCAGCUUUCACCAACAAGGAGUCUGUAAAGAAGGAGGUGAAAGCUACUCUCUCCCAGAAAGCCACUCUGAGCUGUGAUGUGUCAGAUACCAAGACUGAGGUGAAAUGGUACAAGGAUGGCAAACUGCUGACUUCCAGUAAGACAGUCUCCAUGGAGACAAAGGGCAAGACUCGUCAGCUGGUGAUAGAGAAGGUGGAGAAGAAGGAUGCUGCAGAGUACACCUGUGAGGUUGGAGCAGAGAAGCUGGCCUUUAAGAUACAGGUGACAGAAUCCUCUGCCAAGUUUAAGAAGACUGCCGUGAAGGAUAUAUGCAGUGUUCAAGCAAGUGAGAAGAUUGUUUUGACCACUGAGCUGACUUCGGAGAGUGCCAGUGUUAAGUGGUUCAGGGAUGGAGUAGAGUUGAAGGAAGGCACUAAAUAUGAGAUGAAGAGAGAGGGACAUUCUCGUACCCUGAUUGUGAAGUCCACCGAAGUCAAAGACAGUGGCACCUACUCUUGCCACACUGAUGAUGACAAGCUUGAGUUCAAAGUUCAAGUCAAACAUACACCGCUGAAGUUUGUGGUGCAGUUGCAGCCUGUAGCCACAGAGCUGGGUGUUACACUGACCCUGACCUGUGAACUGAACCAAGCCUCAGGGGACGUACUCUGGCGCCACAACAGUCGUGAGGUCAAACCCGGUGGCAGGUUCUGUGUCAGCGCUGACAGUGCCAAGCGGGUCCUUACCAUAACAGGAAUGACCAAAGAGGAUGAGGGAGAGUACAUCUGUGAAUGCAAAGAUGAUAAGACCUCUGCCAAGGUCUCCACCAAUGCCCCCAGACUGGUGAAUCUGACUUCCAAGCUGGUCAGCAUCGUUGCAGUGGAAGGGAAAGAUGUCAUCUUAAAGUGUAGUGUCACCCCAGCAGACGUCAAAGUAAAAUGGUUCCACAACAACGUGCCAAUCACUGCUGGGCCCAAGUAUAAGAUUGAGCACAGGGCCACCAGCCACUCCCUCGCCAUCACGUCAGUCAGUCAGGAGGAUGCUGGGGAGAUCAGCAUGGCAGCUGAGGGCAAAACCUGCAGCGCUACCCUCCAAGUGCAUCUGGAGCCGGUGAUGUUCAAGAAAAAGCUGCAGAACGUGACGACGGUAGAGGAUCAGAAGAGAGUGAAGCUGGAGGUGGAGCUUAGUAGACCCUCUAAAGAGGUCAGGUGGAUGAAGAACAGCGUGGUGCUGCAGCCCGGAGGCAACAUGGACAUCAGGGUGGACGGGGCCAAGCAGACCCUGGUCUUCAAGAGUGUCACUACCGCUGACCGCGGCUACUACUCCUGUGAAACUCUGGAUGACAAGACCCAGGCCAAACUCACGGUGGAUGUGCAGAAGAUUGAGCUGGUGAAGGGCCUGCUGGCCGAGGUCAAGGCCAAUGAGAAGGAGACAGUGACCCUGGAGGUGGAGCUCAGUCAAGCUGACGUGGAGGGUUCCUGGACCAGGAGCGGAGCCAAGCUCAAGGCAGGGUCCAACUGUCGCAUCACGGCCCUUGGAAAGAAGCAUGCCCUUACACUGUCCCAACUCAAGAUGGAGGACGCAGGAACGAUUGUCUUCCAAGCGGAAGGGGUCAAGUCUUCUGGCAAGCUCAUUGUUGCAGAACCUGCUGCCAUGAUCUCUAGGCCCAUGGAGGAUGUCAAAGCUCCAGAGAAGGAGAAGGCAACACUUGAGUGUGAGGUGUCCAGAACCAAUUCUGAGGUCAAGUGGUUCAAGGGUGAUACGGAACUAAAACCAGGAAAGAACUUUGGCAUCCACUCCCAGGGUCGCACACGUAGCCUCCUCAUCCAUAAAUGUUCCAAAGAGGAUGAGGGCACAUACGUUUGUCGAACGUCUGACGACAAUACAUCAGCCAAACUCACUGUACAUGCCCGAGACAUUAAGAUAGUGAAGAAGCUGGAGGAUGUGGAGGUGAUGGAGAAGGAGAGUGCAUCAUUCAUGUGUGAGAUCUCUCACGAUGAAGUGGCCUGCCAGUGGUUCAAAGGUGACACCAAACUCAAAGUCGGUGACAACAUCAAGAUGAGACAAGAGGGUAAAAUCUAUGUGCUGCUGAUUAAAUCGGUGACACCAGAAGACGUGGCGGAGAUUAAAUUCACAGCUGAAAAGGCCUCUUCAACGGCCAAACUGACAGUGAAAGGCAAAGCCCAAUCUGUGUCACGGGAGCUGCAGAGCGUCAGCGUUGUCUCAGGGGAGGAUGCUGUGUUUACCUGUGAGGUCACACAGACCAGCACCUCCGUCCAGUGGGCCAAGGAUGGGAAGGACAUCAGGAAGAGUGAGAAGUAUAACAUCAGCAAAGAGGAGAGGGUCAUGAAGUUGACCAUCCGCAGCGUCACUGUCCAGGACUCUGGAGAAUAUAGUUGUGAGGUCAUCGGAGGAGACACUACCAAGGCCAAGCUGGUGAUCAAAGAGCCAGUCCACAAGUUCACCAAGGAGCUGAAGGACAGUGAGGCGGAAGAAAAGGGUUCAGUGACCCUACAGUGUGAGACGGCCCAGCCUGCCUCCAAGGCCACCUGGUCCAAGGGAGGCAUAGAGCUGAAGGCCGGGGGACGCUGCGAGAUGACCCAAAAGGAGACCGUUCUCACACUUACCAUUAAACAGCUGGAGGAGAAAGACAGCGGAACUUACACCUGUGACGUGGGCACCGCCAAGAUGACGGCUAAGGUGACAGUCAAAGCCCAACCUGUUACAUUCAAACACAAACUGGCGAGCCAGGAGGCUGAGGAAGGGGGCAGUGUUACCCUGCACUGUGAGCUCUCUAAACCUGGAGUCCAUGUAGAAUGGAGGAAGGGAACACAAGUGCUGAAGUCUGGAGAAAAGUACCAGAUGAAGCAGAAAGAAUCUGUGAGUGAGCUCCUGAUCAGCAAAGUAGUACCCGAGGACAGUGGAGACUACAGCUGUGUGUGUGGAGAACAGAAGACUACAGCCAGUCUCAAGAUUAAGGCCCAACCUGUUACAUUCAAACACAAACUGGCGAGCCAGGAGGCUGAGGAAGGGGGCAGUGUUACCCUGCACUGUGAGCUCUCUAAACCUGGAGUCCAUGUAGAAUGGAGGAAGGGAACACAAGUGCUGAAGUCUGGAGAAAAGUACCAGAUGAAGCAGAAAGAAUCUGUGAGUGAGCUCCUGAUCAGCAAAGUAGUACCCGAGGACAGUGGAGACUACAGCUGUGUGUGUGGAGAACAGAAGACUACAGCCAGUCUCAAGAUUAAGGCCCAACCUGUUACAUUCAAACACAAACUGGCGAGCCAGGAGGCUGAGGAAGGGGGCAGUGUUACCCUGCACUGUGAGCUCUCUAAACCUGGAGUCCAUGUAGAAUGGAGGAAGGGAACACAAGUGCUGAAGUCUGGAGAAAAGUACCAGAUGAAGCAGAAAGAAUCUGUGAGUGAGCUCCUGAUCAGCAAAGUAGUACCCGAGGACAGUGGAGACUACAGCUGUGUGUGUGGAGAACAGAAGACUACAGCCAGUCUCAAGAUUAAGGCCCAACCUGUGACCUUCAAAUAUAAACUGCAGAGGCAGGAGGCUGAGGAAGGGGGCAGUGUUACCCUGCACUGUGAGCUCUCUAAACCUGGAGUCCAUGUAGAAUGGAGGAAGGGAACACAGGUGCUGAAGUCUGGAGAAAAGUACCAGAUGAAGCAGAAAGAAUCUGUGAGUGAGCUCCUGAUCAGCAAAGUAGUACCCGAGGACAGUGGAGACUACAGCUGUGUGUGUGGAGAACAGAAGACUACAGCCAGUCUCAAGAUUAAGGCUCUUCCAGCCACAUUCAAACACAAUCUUGAGAGCCAGGAGGUUGAGGAGGGGGGCAGUGUUACCCUGCACUGUGAGCUCUCUAAACCUGGGCUCCCUGUAGAAUGGAAGAAGGGAACACAGGUUAUAAAGUCUGGAGAAAAGUACCAGAUGAAGCAGGAAGAUUGCAGUGUGAAACUGCAAAUCUGUGAUUUGAAACCUGAAGACACAGGAAACUACCACUGCAGCACUGGAGACCUAGAGAGCUCAGCAUACCUGAAAGUCAAUGCUCUCCCAGUCAUAUUCACCAAAGAUCUGCAGAGCCAGGAGGCUGAGGAAGGGGGCAGUGUUACCCUGCACUGUGAGCUCUCUAAACCUGGAGUCCCUGUAGAAUGGACGAAGGGGGAGGUGGGUCUCUGCCCCUGUGCCAAGUAUGAAAUCGUCCAGGAAGGACACAGCGCCAGACUAGUCAUCCACAGCUUAGACCCUGAAGACUCAGGCAGCUAUACUUGUGACAGUGGCGACCGGAAAACCACAGCAAACCUUUCUGUGAAGGCCCUGCCUGUUUACUUCAAAACCCGACUACAGAAUCUAGAGUGGGACGCAGGUGAGAUCGCCAUCCUCCGCUGUGAGAUCACAAAUCCUGGGGCCAGCGUUGUUUGGAGCCGGGGCGACAGGGUCCUGGAGUCUAACAACAAGUAUCAGCUGAAACAGGAAGGUGCCAUAGUGAAGCUUAUCAUCUAUAACCUACAAGGGGCUGACUCUGGGGAGUAUAUCUGUGACACGGGUUACCAGAAGACCUCAUCCAUGCUCACUGUACAGGAGCUGGAGGUGACCAUAGUGAAGGUCUUGAACAGCUGCUCGGUGCGCGAGGGGGAGGACGUUCACUUUGAGUGCCAUCUGUCCCACGAGGAUGCCAAGGAGGUCCAGUGGAAGCUUGCGGAUGUCCCUCUGCAGAACAAUGAAAUGAAUCUGAUCCGCAGCCAAGGCAAGGUGCACAGCCUCACCCUCAGGGGGGUCACCCAGGCCGACUCGGCCACAGUCGCUUUCACCGUGGGCCACCAUACCUCCACCGCCAGCCUGACCGUCGGAGGGGCCCCUGUGGUGUUCAAGAAGGAGCUGGAGAGCCAGGAAGCAGUUGAGGGGGGCAGUGUCUCCCUGACCUGUGAGAUCAGUGUUGAGGGCAAGGUGACAUGGAGAAGGGGCUCCGUGCUCCUCAACCAGGGGGAGAAGUAUUCCAUGGAGCACACAGGUUCUACCUACAUCCUGAUGGUUCACAAGCUGAAGGUCGAGGAUGCUGGAGAGUACACCUGCGAUACUGGGGAUAAGCAGAGCACGGCCACCCUGAAAGUCAAAGAGUCUGUACGCAUCACUCGGGAGCUGCACGACAUCACAGUGACCACCGGGCAGGAUGCUGUCUUUGCGUGUGAGUUGUCCCAGGAGGGCGUAACCAAUGGAGAGUGGUGGCUAGGGGAUAACCUCCUCCAAAACAACGACCUGAACCAGAUGACCUUCCAGGGCCGGGUGCACCGGCUGACACUGCAGAUGGUCACCACUGAUGAGUCAGGGGACGUGGCGUUUGUGGUGGGCGAAGAGAAGACCGUCGCAUGCCUACUGGUGGAAGAGAAGCCCAAAGUCUUAAUCCUAGAGAAGCCUCAUGACACAGUGGCCUUGGAGGGUGAGACAGUCACCCUGUCCUGCACCGUCUCCGACCCCACGGCCACUAUCAACUGGAGCAGGAAUGAUGUUGACAUCAAAGCAGGCCUCAAAUACGACCUGCGGAAGAAUGGAGCUCUCAUGCAGCUCCGUAUCCACAACCUGGAGAUGGAGGACUCUGGAACUUACUGCUGCGAUACCGGGGAUGCACAGUGCACCGUCACAUUGACUGUGGAAGGUGCCCCAGCAUUCUUCCAGAAGGAGCUGAAGAACAAGGAAGCCAAGGAAGGCGAUGAUAUCACUAUGCGCUGUGAGCUCUCCAAGGUGUGCACUCAAGUGGAGUGGAGGAAGGGAGGCAUGGUCCUCCAGGCUGGUAAGAAGUAUGAGAUGAGGCAGGAGGGCUGCGUUCAGGAGCUCUGCAUUCGUAACCUGGAGCCAGAGGACAACGGCUACUACACCUGCGAUGCUGGAGACCAGCUCACCACGGCGUCGGUGGCAGUACAAGAGGCAGAAGUCCUCAUAGUGUGUGGUCUAAAGAGCACCGAUGUCUUUUUGGGCGAGUGGGCCACCUUCUCCUGCCAGCUGUCUCGCGGUGUGAGGCCCGGGGAGGUGCAGUGGUGGCUGGACGGGACCCUUCUCCAGGACAGCCCCUCCAGCGAGAUAGGGCUGAGCCAGGGCCACGUCCACACCCUCACCCUAAAGGACCUGGCCCCGGAUGCCUCGGGCACCGUCACGUUCAAAGCCUGCAGCCUGGUGUCCUACGCCAAGCUCUUAGUUAAAGACCCCAUAGUAGAGGUGGUGAGCGAGAUGCAGGACCUGCGGGUGGCUGAGGACAAGCCGGCUGAGUUCAUCUGCCAGUACUCCCGGCCGGUCCAGGCCCAGUGGAAGAGAGAUGGUCGGCCAUUGCAGCCUGACGGCCAGAGGGUGGUAGUGGAGCAGGACUGGACCGUGGCUCGCUUGUACAUUAGACACGUGUCCACUGAGGACAGGGGGAGAUACUCCUGUGAGGCAGAGGGGACCUGUGUGGUUGCCUUACUGGAGGUGGAAGCCAAACCCAUUGAAAUCCUACAGGGCUUGGAGAACAUGGACACCAUUGACGGCGGGGAGGCCCUAUUCGAGUGCUCUAUCUCUCGUUGCGAGAUCAAAGACUGCCACUGGCUGAUUGGGGGCAAGCCGGUGAAGGAGUCGCCCACCACGGAGAUCGUGUCCUUCGAAAAUGGACGCCGCCACCUCUUGCUGCUCAAGGAUCUGCACGUUGGAGACAGCUGCAAAGUUACUUUCCAAGCCGGCACCGCAACAACCUCCGCCAUGCUCAACGUCAAAGGCUGGCAGCUGGAUGUGGUGAGUGGUCUGGAGGAUAAGGUAGCUGUGGUGGGAGAGACUCUAGAGUUCAGCUGCAUGCUGACUGAGCCUGUGCCUGAGGCGGAGGUAGCCUGGUACUCUAACGGAGCCGAGCUAAAGGCUGAUGACACCUGGGGCAUGAGGGCUGACGGCUGCUCCUACCACCUGGUGCUUAGACAGGCACCAGCCAUGCCACCACAGGAGAUCACCUUCGCUGCCAGGGACGCCAUCUCCAUGGCCAAGCUCACCAUCAUCACUGUUCCUGACCCCCCGGAGGACCCAGAGCUGGUCAGUAAGAGUAAGCAGGCGGUGACCCUGUCUUGGUUCACACCCCUCAGCGACGGAGGCAGCCCUAUUUUGGGCUACAGGGUGGAGAUGAGGCUGGCGGACAGUGUCCUCUGGCUGCCAUGCCAUGCAGAGCCUGUGUGUAACACAGAGUUCUCUGUGGAUAACCUCAUCCCAGGGAGCGGCUACAGGUUCAGGGUGGCAGCCAUCAACAGAGCUGGGACAGGAGAACCUGUCCAGCUGCCUCAGAGCGUUCAGCUGGAGGCUCCAGUGACAGUGACCCAACAGUUGGCCUGUCCAGACCUGCAGGAGGGUAAGAUGGCCCGUGUGGCGUGUGACCUCUCUGCUGAGGGCAGCUCGGUCACCUGGCUCAAAGACAACAAGGAGCUGGAGUAUGGGGUCAAAUACCAGGUCACCACAGAGGGCAAGACACAAGUGCUGCUGAUCAAAGACUUUGUGUCUGCUGACCAGGGUGUGUACACCUGUGUGGCCUCAGACGAGGCAGAAAGCUCCCUUAAUCUCAACCUACCAAAAGGUGGAGAUGGGGUUCAGUUGGAGGAGGGGGCCCAGCCCAGCCUGCCUCCUGAGGCUGCCUCCGAGGGUGACGUCCAUGCACUGUGGGAGGACCUGGCCAAGAAACGCCGCAUGAGCCGAGAGCCCACCCUGGACUCCAUCUCUGAGCUGCCUGAUGAGGAGGACAAGGAGCCCAAGACACCCAAGGGACCAGUCAAGGAGAAGAAAGCCCCGGAGAAGGAGAAGGUGGGGGUGAAAGCCCUGGAGAAUGAGAAAGUGGAUGUGAAAGCCCCGGAGAAACAAAAGGUGAAAGAAAAGGAAAAGGUUGUAGAGCAUGUCAUCGUCCCUAAGAAGAAGGUGUUGGAGCCAAACUUGUACACCAGCUCUGAGGACGAAUCCAGGCCUCCAACACUGGUUUCCUACCUGAAGAAGAGCAGCAAGUCCUCCGUCUCUGUGUGUGACCAGACAGAUUCCAUCUCCACUGAGAAGUUCUACACACAGUUCAAGUUGAAAGAGGCGACCACAGUCCAACAGACUUCAGUCCAACAGACCUCAUCUUCAGUACAGCAGAUCACAGCACAGACCACGGACAUCACGGAGGUCGUUGAUAAGGAGGACGAAGAAAUGGGGCUGCUGGAUGCUGCUGUAAAGAUCCAGGCUGCCUUCAAGGGGUACAAAGCCCGCAAGGACAUGCGUCCAGUCUUCAAGGACGUCUUCAAGGACCAGACCAAGGAACCCAAUGGCACCAUCCACCUGGAGUGUGUGGCGGAGGGCAAGCCAGAGAAAGUGCGCUGGCUGAAGGAUGGCGAGCACCUGGCGGACGGCAAGCACCACCACAUUGACAUCUACAACGAUGGCACCUGCUCUCUUGUCAUCACCGCCAUAACCACCAAGGACACGGGUGUCUACACCUGUGAGGUCACCAACAAGUUCGGGGUGACCACCCACAGCGGCAAGGUGACGGUGGGCUCGGCGCGGGAGGCAUCUGGAAGGAGGCCCCUGACCAUGGGCUACAGUGCCGACAGCGAGGCGGAGAGCUCGUCGGCAGAAAGCGAGAUGGACGAGUCUCUGAGGCAGGCUAGCAAACGUCUUCGCCGCCUCCUCCGCACACGCCUGCCGGCCACGUCGGAGGAGGAGUCGUUCGUCAGCUGUGAUGAUGAGGCUGAGCUGCAGGCCCCCGACCCCAAAUCGUACCGCGAGGACGAGCGAUACAUCUACAUCCGCUUUGACAAGCGGUCUGAGGCCCAGGUGGCAUCUCAGCGCUUCAAGGAGAUGUUCACAGCCCAGGGGGUCCCUGUGGAGACCACCAUCCAGGAGGCUGGACCUCUCAAAGUGGAGCUGCGCAUCAUGAAGAUGGGAUACACUCAAGAUGGCUCUGCAACACCCACACAGGAGAAGCAGCUGCCUGUGUUCAUGACAGGAGCCCCCGCGGCCCCAGUCUUCCUGACUGAACUCCAGAGCCAGGACGUGCCAGACGGUUACCCGGUCAGCUUUGACUGCGUGGUGAUUGGGAAGCCUCCACCCAGUGUGCGUUGGUUCAAGGAUGGUAAGCUGCUGGAGGAGAACGACCACUACAUGAUCAACGAGGACCAGGAGGGCUGCCACCAGCUCAUCAUCACCACCGUGCUGCCCUCUGACAUGGGCGUCUACCGCUGUAUGGCUGAGAACACCAGCGGCAUCGCUGCCACCAAGGCUGAGCUCAGGGUCGACAUGUCUUGCAGCUCAGACUACGAUACUGCAGCUGAUGCCACUGAGACCGGCUCCUAUAUCAGUGCCAAGGGCUACAUGUCUAGGGAAACGGAAGCCUUUGAGUCUGUGGUAGAGGAUGAGCAGAUGCCACAAGUACUGGAUGAGCUCCAUGAUGUGCACGUCAGCCCAGGCUCACCCAUCGCUAAGAUGCAGCUGAAAGUCAAAGGGUUCCCUAGUCCAAGGGUGUACUGGUUCAAGGACGGCCACCCACUGCGUUCCUCAGACAGGAUCCUGCUGCUGGACAAGCGAGAUACCCACAGCCUGGAAGUCCUGGAGGUGAAGAGGGAGGACACAGGAGAGUACUCUGCCUACAUCAGCAACGCUGCUGGAACAGCAUACUCCUCUGCUAGGCUGCUGGUUCUGGGUCCAGGAGAGCUCAUGCCUGUAGAGAAGCACGAUCCCAAGGUGCCUCUGGUGCCACCCCGCUUCCUGGAGAGGUUCAGCAACAGGAAGGUGAAACAGGGAGCCAGCGUCACCAUGUCUGUCAGAGUGGAAGGUUCUCCCACCCCAAUGGUGACGUGGUUGAAAGAGGAGUCUGCUGAGGACGUGUUGUGGAUCAAGCCAGACACUAAGGGCUACAAGGUGGCCAGCUCAGGGCGCCAACACAGUCUCAUCCUGAUGGAUGUGGGCUCUAAGCAUGCAGGCACAUACACCUGCAUCGCCACCAACAGGGCCGGACAGUCCAUUUGCACUGCCCAAUUUGAAGUGGAGGAUGCACCACGACCAAAGGAAGAGACCACAAUCCCUCUGGGGAUUACUAUCAGCCCUCCAGACGAAGAUGUUGGCAGAGGAAAAAUGCAGUAUCUAGGUGAAGUUGGAACAGAAGAGUUCCUUAUGAAGCUCACCUCCCAGAUCACGGAAAUGGUAUCUGCCAAGAUCAGCCAAGCCUCACUACGUGUCCCGGGAGGCGAUAGUGACGACGAGACCAAGACACCCUCCGCCUCACCACACCACGGUCGCUCUCGCCCCGGCUCCAUUCUCGCUGACUCCUCCUCGGAGUCUGACGACCCUGAUGCCAGGGGAGAGAUGUUUGACAUCUAUGUGGCUACGGCUGACUACAACCCCACCAUCCCCAACAAAGAUACCAUUUCCCUGAAGGAGGGCCAGUAUGUUGAGGUUCUGGACUCGGCACAUCCACUCAAAUGGCUGGUCCGGACCAAACCCACAAAAACCACUCCAUCCCGACAAGGCUGGGUCUCACCUGCCUACCUGGAUAAAAAACUCAAGCUGUCUGAUGUUGCUGGUGACAUCACAGAGGGAGGUGGAGAAGAGGUCUCAGAAGGAGAGUACAAGAAGAGACUACUCCAACUGAUUCAAGACAUGAUCAACAGCGAGGCAGAGUUUGUCAAAGAGAUGGACUUCUUCACCUCCCACCACAUCAAGCAAGUGGAGAGCCCUGACACCCCAUCUGACAUCACCAGCCAGAAGGAGGCCAUAUUCAGGAACAUCAACGAGAUCAAGGCCUUCCAUAGCCAGUCCAUGCUCCCUAAGUUGAGCCACUGCGACACUGAUGACGACGUGGCCAUGCGCUUCCUGAGGAGUGGCGAGGGCUUUGAGAAGUACCUCCAGUACCUCGUAGGCCAGCAAAAGGCAGAGGCAGCUAUCAGUGACAAGACCGUACACCACUUCUUCAAGGAAUACACAGACAAAGAACAGGCCAGUGCCGACCCUGCUCAAGGUCCUGUACUGAGCAUCAACGCCUACCUACAGAAACCUCUGGACAGAAUCCAGAAGUACAAGGCCUUGCUCAAGGAGCUGAUCAGGAACAAGGCCAGGAACGGUCAGAACUGCUGCCUGCUGGAGGAGGCCUAUGCCAUGGUUUCAUCCCUGCCUCAGCGUUCAGAGAACACACACCACGUCUCCAUGAUAGAGAACUAUCCUGCCACUCUGGAUGUAUUGGGGGAGCCCAUCAGACAGGGACCCUUCAUGGUGUGGGAGGGUGCACCUGGGGUAAGGUCCUCCUCCAGAGGUCACCAUCGACAUGCGUUCCUCUUCAAAAACUAUGUCAUCAUCUGCAAAUCCAAGAGAGACACCAACACAGACACCCAGGGCUACGUCUUUAAGAACAUGAUGAAGCUGAACAACAUAGAUGUGAAUGAGACAGUGGAGGGUGAUGACCGGGCCUUUGAGAUCUGGCACGAGCGUGAGGACUCUGUCAGGAAGUACACGCUUCAGGCUCGCACCGUCAUCAUCAAGAACUCCUGGCUGCGAGACCUCAGGGAACUGCAGCAGCGCUACACCAUGCCUGCCUGGAGUAUGCCUGACUUUGAUGAGCUUCUGGCUGACUGCACAGCGGAGCUGAGACAGACGGUGAAACUGGCCUGCAAGGUUACUGGAGUACCCAAACCUGUGGUCACCUGGUACAAGGACGGGCGGGCAGUGGAGGCCGACCCUCACCACAUCAUCAUCGAGGAUCCUGACGGUUCCUGCACCCUGAUCCUGGACAACAUGACGGCUGAUGACUCUGGACAGUACAUGUGCUUUGCCACUAGCACAGCAGGCAACGCCAGCACCCUGGGAAAGAUCACUGUCCAAGUGCCUCCUCGUUUCGUGAACAAGAUGAGGAAUGCUGUCUUAAUCGUUGGUGAGGAUGCUCAGUUUUCCUGCACCAUCCAGAGCGCCCCCAGCCCCAAGAUCAGAUGGUUCAAGGAGGGCAGGCUGCUGACUGACCAGGAGAAGUAUCAGACCUACACUGAGUCCCGUAGUGGAGUCCUGGUGCUGGUCAUUAAAGGCCCUACGGAGAGAGACCUGGGACACUACGAGUGUGAGUUGUCUAACCGACUGGGCAGUGCUAAAUGUGCAGUUGAUCUGUGCCUUCCUUCUGCUGUGGCUAGAAGAGGAGAGCAGGCGAUCACCAUCGAAGUCACUGAGCAGGAGACUAAAACACCAAAGAAAACCAUCAUCAUAGAGGAGACCAUAACUACGGUGGUGAAGAACACCCGAAUGAAGCGUCGUGGCAUGUCUCCAUCUGGGUUCAACCUCUCCGAAACCAACACCCCAGAUCUCCCCACCACCCCCACCGGCACGGCCAGGCAGAGAAGGCAGGUUUCUGCCAGCAGGAAGACCACCAUCCCCACCCUGUACGUCACGGAGCCCGAGGGGGGUGCUGGGGCCCGGGCCGCAGAGAACAGGUGGGUGGAGGUAGAGGAAAUCAUUGAGUACAAGGUGAACAAGUCGCCCAGGCUAUCCAGGAGAAGAGGGGUCUCCCCAGCUGGAUCGGAGCGAGCGAACACCCCCUCCUUCACCCGGCCACGGAGGUCCCCGAACCCCAACACCAACAAUUCCAACAACAAGCUGGUAGAGCUGCAGAACUGCUCCGAGCUGGAGGGGGCUCAUCCUAUAGCCUGGGAUGAUGAUGAUGAGGAGGAUGAGAACAUGGCUGGGUCCGAGGUUGCCCCUGGACUCAGUGGAGAGGCCUGCGAGGUCUCCGCUGUUCUAAUCCCUAACGACCAUGAACAUGAUGAGGCCUGGCUAGAGGAGCAGAAAGAGGCCUUUGUCACAGAACCGGAUGAUGAUGAUGAUGAUAACAUGGAACCUCCCAGGAAGCUGGAGCCUAAGACCCUGACCCAGGCCGGUCGCGUUCUCACCCUGGAGGACUUGGAGGACUAUGUUCCCAGGGAGGGGGAGACCUACAGCUCCUCCAACACCAGGCCCUCCCCUGCCGAGAGACCCUGUGAGGUCUCUGUGCUUCAGAGGGAGAUUGGGGGCUCUGUCGUGGGCCAGCCAGUGCUGCUCAAUGUGGGGAGGCCUGUGGUGGUGCCCAGGGGGAGGCGCAGCCCUGGCUUCUUCAGCCGAUUUAGAGAGUACCUCUCAGGCAGCAUGUUCUCCCUGGCUGCCCCCCACCACCACCACCACCCCAGCGGAGACCAGUCUAGAAGGGAGAGAGUGAUUCCCAUCCAGGUCAGCCACGCCAAGCAAGAGGUCAAGCCUGCAUACUGCUCUGAGGUGCAGAGAGUGGAGGGAGGGCAGCAGAGAUACAAAACCAAAGUCUACACGUCAGUGGGCAAGCCAGUCACUCUUCAGAUUAGCCAGAACCCAUAUCAAAACCAAUAACCUAGUGUGUGAAAAUCAGUUGCUUGAUCAGAACCAAGCUGAUUUUUGUUAAUUGGUGAUACGUACAAUAGCCGUUUUAGUCUUAAAUGGGAACAUUACUACUUAAGUGUUAAAAAGCAUAUUCUAACCUUGCAUUUUCUUGCAAAUGGGAGGAUCAUUCCAUUUUGAAGCAACCCAUCUGAAAGUCAAAUGCAGACACAGGAAGUCAGUUGUUUUGGUCAGACAAAGUCGUUUUUAAAGGACAAAACAUCAAAAGGGGGUUGGAUAUGUUGUUUAGGCUAAAUGAUUUCCGAACGCCAUUGUAAACUAUCCAGGCUUCAAUUUAUUGUUGCCUUGCUUGCCACAUAUUUGAUUAUUUGAUGUACAGAGAAAUAUAGAAUAAUUGCAAGUCUUGCAACAUGGACUGACACCAUUUGAAAGUUUUAAAAAUCCAUCUGCUUUACCCUCAGGUGACAGCUGUUUUGAAUGUCAACAUCUUGAUGUUAAACUUCUGUUCUGUAGGAGAACAUCAGUACAGUACUAUAUUUCUCUCUGUGUGUUGUCUCUGAAGUUUAAUGAACAACGAAUAUCCACAUUGACUUGUAGCAUAUCAGUUUGUAAAUAGGCUAACUAUCUCCUGUGAAAGGAAAAAAAUGUGUCUCGACAGUAACUUACCAAACCAAUGAUUUCAGCAACGAAAUUGCUAGAAGUACAAAAGAAGUCUAAAAGAGCAUUGAUUACAGACGUUGCUGGAUUGUGUGAAACAUUGACGAUGUUCUUUCAAAUGCAGCCACAGUCUGAUUGAGAAUACCAGAUUAAAGACUGAUACAUGGAUCAUUGAGUUGUACUUCAGAUUGGGCUGUCCUGUCCCAUGGAGAAGUCUAGAAUUUUCUAAGCGUUUCUAGAUGGGCAGUUACAUGUUGUGCAGUGCUGAUGCUUUUACAUUAACUGUAUAUCACUCACUUGUGGUGUGGACUGUGGAAUGAUGUAGGUCUAUGAUUGUGUUAUACAGGUCUCGUAUAAAGGGUCUCUGUUUACUUUAGGUCAUAUACAUCCAAAACAUAGACCUAUAUAGGAUAUUUCAUUUUGAACUGGGUCAUUUGUUUUAUAGAAAGGCACUUCAUUAUCAGUUUAUUGAGAGCAUUAAAGAGUAGAUUGACCUCAGAUAAUUAAGUAUUUGUGAUUACUUUAAGGUCAAAUGUAAUUAAUUAUAUUUAGAAAAGUGGCAGCAUGUUAUGUAUUAGCUUUUUGAAAGCUGAUUUGCGUGUUUAUCUGAUUGACAUAAUUUAAUUAACACAAUGAGUCCCACUGUAACGCCGGCGCGUUUUGGACUUCUGGGUAGAACCAUUGGAUUUGUCUUUCUUCUGCAUCCGUAGAUACCAACCAUUAGUCUGUGUAAUUAACGGGGGCUGAGCUAGAGCUGUGUUUGUGAGACAAGGGCGGAUCCCAAUGGGGCCCUGGGCUGGGUCUUUUUACAAAAACCUAUGUAGUCUGAAUGAUUUGAGCUACAAACUAUUCAAAGAUAUUUAUGAAAAGGUGAGACUCUCACGAACACAUGCAUGGAACUAUGACGCUCAACACCUACACAAGAGUCAUUAGAAGGUAAGGGGUUGUUCUACAUAGAAGAUCAUAGGAAAUCCCAGGACAUAGUGUCUAUAAUAAGCUCACAUAGUGGCUCUCACAAAAUCUAAACAGUUGUCAUUUCCCAGUGAGCAUACAAUUUCUGUACUUACAGCAUUCAUAUCAAUUCAUUUGAUCAGGAUUUUGCUUUGGCAGAUUACAUUUUUUUUUUAUUGACAUUUGUCAAUAAAACUCAUGAAUGCAACUGUUUUAUGUCAAAUAGUUUUGUUCUACUUGUAGCCCUGGUUGUCCUGAAAAGAACACUCCCUUGAGGCUAAAUAUCAGGGCUGGACAUGCCCUUAUAAUAAAUUAAAGUCAGAUACAUUAAAAGAUGAUUUUUGCUGGGGUCGCGGGACUGAUAGGGUUAAUAUGAAUCUUGUCACAUUCAGUUCAGGUGGGAGUUACAUAGUUAGUAGUGAGCCAUUGUACACUGGAUUUAUUCACUUUGUUGCAAUAUAUUGUUUUAAAAAGUUAAUUACCACUUUCCAAACUAAGAGUGAUGUUUUGUUUUUAUGUUAUUUUAAACGUCUUGUAAAAGCAUUGAAUGUUUACCUUUGUAAGAAAUUCAACAUAAAUCACAUAGGUUUUGACUGCCUGCACAUGUUUAGUUAAGAGAAUGAAUAGUUAAUGGAUUUUUGGGAGGGUACUCCCAAGUGUUUAAUACACCAAAACAAUUAAAUUGCAACUGAUGAACUGAUCAGCCUGUUGUUUUAUUCACUCUUGGUGAAUGUGUGGGUUGGUUGGUAAUGCAAUCACCGAAUGUAAAUGCUUGUGCUUUGUCUUCCUCUCGUCUAUCCUCUUCAAUUACAUUGAAUCUUUCACAUAUAAAAGUCUAGGCCUAAGAAAUACUAGUCAGAAUUGGGAGUCAACAAUGGUAGCUCUAACCAUUUAUAUAUUUCAGGUAAGGUGCUUGGACUUCAACCAUACUGGUCAGCAAAUCACUGGCCGUUUUCAGUCAAGUUAACAGGAUCACUAUGCUUAAAAAAAUAAAAAGAUAUCCAGGCAAAACAUUUUUAUUAAUUUACUUGACUACACUUGUAAAAUACAUCAAAUGUUACUAGAAAUACAUAUUAAAUAAGGACUCGUUGAAGGCUGGGUAAAUUGUCAAUAUUUGGCCAAAGAUGACACAUUCAAAGCAGUGGUAUAACAUUUGCACCAUUAAAAAGCUGUUCAGAGUGAAAAAGUUA